GGCGGCGGCGGCGGCAGCAGCAGCAGCGAUGGCCUCGGUGCUCUCCUACGAGAGUUUGGUUCACGCAGUGGCUGGAGCUGUGGGUAGCAUGACUGCAAUGACUGUGUUUUUUCCACUGGAUACUGCUAGACUGAGACUUCAAGUUGAUGAAAAACGCAAAUCUAAAACCACACACACAGUUCUGUUGGAGAUAAUAAAAGAAGAAGGCCUCUUGGCACCAUAUCGAGGGUGGUUCCCUGUCAUCUCCAGCCUUUGUUGUUCCAACUUUGUCUAUUUCUAUACAUUUAAUAGCUUAAAAGCUGUGUGGGUCAAAGGUCAUAAUUCAACUACAGGAAAAGACCUAAUUCUUGGGGUGGUUGCAGGUAUAGUGAAUGUAUUGUUGACAACUCCACUUUGGGUAGUGAACACUCGUCUGAAACUCCAAGGGGCAAAAUUUAGAAAUGAGGACAUUAUACCAACCAACUACAAGGGCAUUGCAGAUGCCUUUCAUCAGAUAAUAAGAGAUGAAGGAAUUUUGGCAUUAUGGAAUGGUACUUUUCCUUCACUGCUGUUAGUGUUCAACCCUGCCAUACAGUUCAUGUUCUAUGAAGGGCUUAAGCGGAAGAUUUUGAAAAGGCAACUGCAGCUUUCCUCACUGGAUGCAUUUGUCAUUGGAGCAAUAGCCAAAGCAGUUGCAACUACCCUCACUUACCCUAUGCAGACAGUACAGUCAAUUUUACGGUUUGGACAUCAUCGACUGAACCCUGAAAACAAGAGACUGGGUAGUCUUAAAAAUGUUCUCUACCUUCUGCAACAGAGGAUAAAGCGCUUUGGAUUAAUAGGACUCUAUAAAGGACUUGAAGCAAAGCUGCUCCAGACAGUUCUGACUGCUGCACUGAUGUUCCUAGUCUACGAAAAACUUACUGCUGCUACCUUCACUGUUAUGGGAUUAAGGCGUUCACUGAAGAACUGAUGUAUUGGCCUCUCUCCAUGACAUGUUCAUGUGUAGGAAAAGAAAAUUCCUCUGGGAAAUCAAAAUCACAAUCUUGGGAAUAAUUAGGUGCCAUAAAAUAUUUAGUGUCAGACACUAUUUCACUGUGAUCUCAUGUUCAGUGAAUUCUGAACAUACGUCUGAACGGAAGCUUGAAUAUCAGAAUUAUCUGCUGCCAGUCACUUGGAGAUUUUGAUUUAGAAAGCAAAAUGGAAAAGAGAGUUCAUUAUGUAGAUGAAAAUCUUUUAAACUUCUUGGAGGGAUUAAUUGUCUUUCUUUAUGGGAAUAAGGGUAUUCCUCAUUAUAUAUUUUUUUCCUUCAAUUUAAAUGACUGGUCCAUUAAAACUCUUAAUAGGGAACUAUGAUUUUAGUAUAACUUUUGUUUUCUUUUAUUGGCUGCAAAUGUUUGAGUUCUCCUAGAAGAGCUAUGUGGUGGUCUCUUAUGCCUACCUUUUCAUGGGCCUAAGGAAUGUGGGAACGGAGUCAGAAGUUACUGCUUUAAGCAGCAAAUUUUUGAAAUAAAUUUAAUGCUUGUAAUCUAAAUAUUUUGCCAGUCUAGUGCAGUAAGAUUUGAUAAUACAUACCAGCUAUGGAAACUGAAUCACCUGGGGAAUACCAACUUCGGUAGAGUUCCUUCUGGUAUCCAAUGCAGCAGAAACACCAUAUUGGAAAUAACAGUCGUUUCACAGGUAUUACUGGUUUUUUGAAUUUCUUCACCACUGCCUCCAUUUUGAUUAAUGACUGAGCUAAGCUGUUGUUAAUCACAAAUAGAUGCAAAAGCCUUUGAUGUCAUCUUGCAACAGCACUGGAGAAGGAGGGGAAAGGAACACACAAGAUUGUAGCUCAUAGCCUUGUCUCUACUUUUACAGAGUUUAAAUAUGCCACAGAAUUAAACUUGUAUCCGAAUUUUUGAGAAGAGCUAUUCUGAAGCUUUAAUAAAGUUUUAAUAAAGGUGUGAAAGGCUGUGAA
This is a messenger RNA of Sceloporus undulatus (fence lizard), 1939 nucleotides long. It is a transcript of the gene SLC25A17, whose product is annotated as solute carrier family 25 member 17. Gene Ontology annotation, biological process: transmembrane transport. Gene Ontology annotation, cellular component: peroxisomal membrane. Bases 29 to 952 code for a protein of 307 amino acids. The transcript is spliced from 9 exons. Gene Ontology annotation, molecular function: AMP transmembrane transporter activity; ATP transmembrane transporter activity; ADP transmembrane transporter activity. NCBI's taxonomy places the organism in Eukaryota, Metazoa, Chordata, Lepidosauria, Squamata, Phrynosomatidae. The record is from RefSeq and is a predicted model, not a curated record.